AUGCCUGGCAUUAGAGGAGCAGCUGGUGGAGGACGACGAAAGAGAGGAAGACCACCAUUAAGACGACACUCUGCAAGACACACCACAAGCGAUGAGGUUGCUGAUCAAGAAGCACAGCAUGCCAGUGACGAUAAUACCGAUCACGACGACACGCGACGUACACGAUCUACACGUAAGCGGCCGCGAUCAGGUCGUCGCAGUGCAACACCAGCCAAUGACGAUUCCGAAACGAAACGCCGCAAAGAAGAAGCUAUCAAGCAGGAGCAGGCUGCGUAUGAAAGCGAGAAGGAUGAGGAUGGUGAACAAAAGGUGGAUAAAGAAGGAAGAUUACAAGGAGGAAGGGAAUACAAGGUGCCUACAUUUACGCUUCCUACACGUGGAGAUCAAGUGUUUAUGUUUGCCAUGGAGCCUGCUCGUUUAUUGAAUUAUCGCGACAGUUAUUUAUUCUUCCACAAGAAUCCAGAGUUGGAGCGUGCUCGUUUGACAGAGGAUGAACGCAACUGGCUUGUCGAUCAACGUUUACUUGUUCAUUGGUUCCGCAACCGUGAUGUUGCUGUCGUCAGUGCUCGCUCAUGCUAUAAGAGAUUUGGUCAUCGCGUGGUCAAAAAGGGCCGUCGUAUCAUUGAUGAUUACUUUGAAGCACGUGCACGAGAGGAGGGUAUCCCUGAAGGUGAAGAGGAGGAAUCCGAAUCAGCAGCAGCAGCAGAUGGAAUGACAUCCAUGGGUCGUCGUGCUCUUAUUUCACGUUCAAUUCGUUCAUCUGAUUAUUCUGCCAACACACCCAUCACCAAUUCCACUUGGAUGCAUCACGCCGCCCUUGCUGUUCGUGGAUUCAAUGCACAAUUACAUGAGCGUCGUGCUGAAAAGGCGGGUUUCUAUGACAUCCAUACAAACAUCCAACAAAUCGCUGCAUCCACUCAGCCUACCCAUUGCAACUUUGAAUGCGUCGACUCGAGCAGCAAAAAGGAAUUCAAUGUGAGCGAUUUGCAGUUUGAUGAGAAACCAGCAUCAUCGGUUGUGCGUGGCAUUGGCAGCGAUCUACUGGAUUAUGAUAUUGAAAAAGUGCUUGAGUCGGUUGCCGAUCAUGAUGAUACCAGAGAAUUGGUCAAAGCAAGGAUUGAUGCCCUCAAGGUUGAUUUGGAACCCAAGGCUGUUGAUGAUGACGAUAAGAACUAUCCAAUUGCAGUCAUGGAUGGCCAAUAUCAAGGUUCUUUCCCAAUCCAUUACACGAGAUUCAAACAACAAGAUCCUAAGCUUGCACCACCCUCUGCCCUUACGUCUACAGCUCAAUCCAUUAUUGCACAGCAACACUAUUUCAGUCAAAUGUACCAAAUCAUGAACCAAAGCCUUGCAUCUUACAAUGAUCAGCAACAACUUCAUCACCACCAGCAACCCAUGCAUCAUCAACCGACGCCAACGCCACCGCCACCACCUCCACCACAACACCAUAUACAGACACCACCAUCUGCACCUAUACAACCUCGACCCAUGAUGCAUCAUGCACAACCCUCACCACCCAUAUCAUCACAGCCACCAAGCAGGCAACCUAUUUUGAGAGUGGUACCACCCGUAGAACGACGUACAUGCUCUGUUGAAUCUUGCAAACAACCAGUCAUGUUUCCUGGAGAAAGAUGCCAAUUACAUGCAAGUCAAACUGGCACACCGCCCCAACACCCCAUUAUACAACGUGGACCGCCACCGGCAACAACCUAUGCAGACAACAAAUGUGGGGAAUGUCAUUAUCUUAGUGCACCUUCUGAACAAUUAUCCAAGGAUGGCAAAGACGCUUGCGAUGCUUUCCACAUGAUCAAAUGUGCCAAAUGUACCCGAAAGUACCACCCUGCUUGUGUUCAUCUCAAGACGCCAAGACAAGUAGCAGCAGCUGAAUCAUAUCCAUGGGCAUGUGCUGAAUGCAAGAUUUGUUGUGUAUGCAAGAGUGCAGGUGAUGAAUCCAAGUUGAUGAUUUGUGAUGAUUGUGAUCGAGGAUGGCAUACCGAUUGUUGCAAUCCACCCGUGGAGAAGGUACCUGAAGGAUCAUGGUUAUGUCCACUCUGUGCCGAUUGUCAUGGAUGUGAUGAGCAUGGCAGUGAGAAGGAAUACAAGCAUGCCGUCGUACCACCGACCGCCGAUCGCAACAAGUAUCCAAUUUACCUCGCCACAUUCUGCAACAAGUGUCACAACAACUUUGAGAACGAUCGCUAUUGUCCAGUGUGUUUACGAACCUUUUCAGAAGAGGAGGACAAUGAUGACGAGGACAAUGAAAUGGUGGCAUGUGACCAAUGCGACCAUUGGAUCCAUACGGGCUGUGAUGAAACAUUGACGCCUGAGCGGUACCAAGCUUUAUGCGACGAUGAAGAUGCAAAGUACUUGUGCCCACUUUGUGCAGAUAGUGUCAAGCCAAUUCAUCAAACAACAGCCGCCACAAUGGCACUCAAAAGUCAAGCACCCCCUAGUGGUGUCACCGUUGGUAUUGUGGGUGGAAAGGUUCGAACGCGUGGUAUUGUGCGAUACAAGGAUCACAAGAUUGCUGCACCGGAGAUCAAUGGCACUGGCAUAGCGGAAAUGCCUUCUUUAUCGUCCAAAUGA
Messenger RNA from Lichtheimia ornata, 2586 nucleotides. RefSeq lists its product as uncharacterized. The coding region runs from base 1 to 2586 and encodes 861 amino acids. The record is from RefSeq and is a predicted model, not a curated record. NCBI's taxonomy places the organism in Eukaryota, Fungi, Mucoromycota, Mucoromycetes, Mucorales, Lichtheimiaceae. The transcript is spliced from 8 exons.